Molecule: messenger RNA, 1259 nt
Organism: Thlaspi arvense
Lineage: Eukaryota; Viridiplantae; Streptophyta; Magnoliopsida; Brassicales; Brassicaceae
Source: the annotation of a GenBank genome assembly
AUUAUUUUCUAGUUACUUACGUAAUUUAGUAUAAAUAACUUCAAUCUCAUCAACAAUUCAUCAUCAAUCGAGCAAAAAACAAAAGCUAAGAACAAAAUAAAAUGGCUGCAUCUAAGCGAUUAGGUCUCUCUUGCUUGUUCUUAGUGUUGUUGCUAGCUGAAGCCAAUGCACAAGGCUUGAAAGUAGGUUUCUACGGCAAAACAUGCCCCAAAGCCGAGGGUAUUGUUAAAAAGGUCGUUUUCGCUGCGAUGAAGAAAGCACCUACGGUUGGUGCUCCUUUGCUUCGAAUGUUCUUCCACGACUGCUUCGUUCGGGGAUGUGACGGAUCAGUUCUGUUGGAGCUAUCGAACAAUCAAGCUGAGAAGAAUGCAGUUCCUAACCUAAGCCUUCGAGGGUUUGGAAUCAUAGACGAUUCCAAGGCGGCUCUAGAGAAAGUGUGUCCGGGCAUUGUUUCUUGCUCUGAUAUCCUAGCCCUUGUCGCUAGGGACGCAAUGGUUGCACUUGAAGGACCAUCGUGGGAAGUUGAAACGGGAAGAAGAGACGGUAGGGUUUCUAAUAUCAAUGAGGUCAACUUGCCAUCACCUUUCGACAACAUCGCCAAGCUUAUUACCGAUUUUCGCUCAAAGGGACUCAACGAGAAAGACCUAGUCGUUCUUUCAGGUGGACACACUAUUGGAAUGGGACAUUGUCCUCUAAUGACAAACCGGCUUUACAACUUCACCGGAAGAGGAGACAGUGACCCAAGUCUGGACUCGGAGUACGCCACUAACCUCAGGAAGAAAUGCAAGCCGACCGAUACCACGACCGCUCUAGAGAUGGAUCCAGGAAGUUUCAAGACAUUCGACGUGAGCUACUUCACGCUAGUGGCCAAGAGAAGAGGGCUUUUCCAAUCCGAUGCUGCUCUAUUGGACAACUCAAAGACAAGGGCUUAUGUCUUGCAGCAGGCAAGAACUCAUGGGUCAACCUUCUUCCAUGACUUUGGUGUCUCCAUGGUCAAAAUGGGUCGGAUCGGAGUUCUUACGGGUCGGGCCGGGGAGAUCCGUAAGAUGUGUCGCGUUCCUAAUUAAGAGUUUGAAAAAAAUGAAAAUAUCUCUCGCAGAGUUUGAUUCUUGUGGUUUGCUUCUUCUUUUUUUAAGACGUUGUGAUUGUUUUCUUGGAAAUAUGCUGUAUUUAAUUUCUCAAACAAAUAAGCCUGUAACAUUUUUCAAUUAAAAGAAAUUAUUUGAUAGUAUUCAACGGUACUUUGUCAUGAUCUUCAA